Cimex lectularius (bed bug) is the source of this 1650-nucleotide messenger RNA. RefSeq names its product voltage-dependent anion-selective channel-like. Gene Ontology annotation, biological process: monoatomic anion transmembrane transport. The transcript has 7 exons. Lineage: Eukaryota; Metazoa; Arthropoda; Insecta; Hemiptera; Cimicidae. Bases 164 to 1162 code for a protein of 332 amino acids. The record is from RefSeq and is a predicted model, not a curated record. Gene Ontology annotation, molecular function: voltage-gated monoatomic anion channel activity. Gene Ontology annotation, cellular component: mitochondrial outer membrane.
CAAAAACAUAUGUUUUCAGUUAAGUUGACUAACAAAAAUGUUUCCUUUUAAAUUUGCUGUUUGUAUUAGAGGUAGUUGAAACAUGUAAACUGGAGGAAUCGCAGACCAUAUUGAAUCGGGACUGACUUUUGGGUUUAGGAUGGAGAUGUGAAGGGGUUGAGAUAUGAGUAACCAAGGGUGUUGUGUCCCUCUCCGCCACGACUGCCAGGACCCCAACAAAGACCAAGCGUCAAAAGGGGGUGAAGGUGGUAACUCAGGUGGUGGUAGCGGCUCCGAAGUGAGAACAUGCCCGAAACCAUGGCCCAACAAGCUAAUUAUGUCUCCUCCGUUCUAUGCCGAUUUGGGGAAGAAUGCAAGGGAUGUGUUUGGGAAAGGUUAUCACUUCGGCCUUCUGAAACUAGAUGUUAAAACCAAGUCGAACACCGGUGUUGAAUUCAGCACUGGUGGUGUACAGAACUUGGAGACCAAGAAUGUUGUCGGAAACCUGGAAACAAAAUACAAAUUUAAAGAAUAUGGAGUAACAUUUACGGAAAAGUGGAACACUGAAAAUGUUCUUGCAACAGAAAUUGCUUUGUCUGAUUUCUGUGAAGGCGCCAAGGUAUCAUGUGAUACAUCAUUUGUUCCGCAUAAAGGAGAUAAGACACUCAGACUAAAGGCUGAAUUCAGAAAUGACGCAUGUGCACUCAAUCUAGACACCGACUUUAAACCAGGUGGCCCGGUCAUCAAAGGCGGUGCUGUUCUUGGUUAUGGAGGUUGGUUGUGUGGUUAUCAGACAGCAUUUGACACUGCCAAGACUAAGCUGACAGAAAACAAAUUUUCCAUGGGAUUCUGUACAAAAGACUUUAUUUUGAACACUAGUAUAAAUGAUGGACGCGUAUUUGGAGGCUCAGUGUUCCACAAGGUCAGCAACAAGCUCGAGACAGCUGUGAACAUUUCAUGGGCUUCUGACAGCAAUGUGACAGACUUGGGUAUUGGAUGCAAGUACAACCUCGACCCUGAUGCGGCCCUCAGACUCAAAGUCAACAAUCAAUCACUUAUCGGCCUUGGCUAUUCGCAAAAGCUUAGAGAUGGUGUGACUAUUUCUCUCUCAACACAGAUCAAUGGCAAGAACUUCAAAGAAGGAGGACAUAAUGUUGGGUUGUGCCUUGAGCUUGAGGCAUAGAUACCGCACGUUUGUGGUCAUUUCAAUGGACAACCUUUGAUGUUUCGGAGUGAGGAGAAUGGAGAUGCAGAGAAUUUAUAAACAAGAAAGCAGAGAUUGUUGUAGAUUUGUCAGUUCAUAUGUCAUUAUCCUCAAGAUGACCCACAAAUAAAUAGUAUAAACUUAGUAUAUUAUCAAAUUAUCAGAGAAAUGUUUAUCCCUCUUAACUAAUAAGUGUUGUCCUGUUUUUGUUUUCUUUAAUUUAAAAUAUAUUUGUUUGCGAGGGGAUAUGAUGGUGUUGAAUUAUGAUGACCUUUUCAAUUUAAAAUAUAUAGUUUUGUUUUUAGCAUUUCACUGUAUAUGGUUAUAUUAGGUGUUCUUUCCUAGAAAUAAUUAUUCUAUAAAUUAUAACUACACAAAAAAUAUUGUAUAAUACAGAAUCAGAAUAGUGUUCUGCAUAGAGUUAUUAAUUAUGAGAAAGCUUACAGAUAAAAAAAAUAUGUUAAGAG